UUUACGUUUUGACUGCGUCGUUUCGUCUCUAAAAAAUCCACGUUGGUGUUAAUUAACCUAGCAGGGAGCGUCAUCAUUCCAGCAGCGUGUUGCUCCGUCUUACCUGUCCUUUACGCACCGCGGCAGGCAGCGGCGUGCUGAUUUUUUUUUCUCCCUGGUGAAGCGUCCAUUUCAGGCGGGCUCUGUAGCAGGGGAGGUCAGAGGUCAGGGGCAGCAACAGAUCAGCAUCCUUGUUGCAGACUGCCUGCAGUGCCCAACUGGAUGAACUGAGGCGAGCAUCUCCUGAAGGCAUCCAGUGCUGUUUCCUGGAAAACCCUCGCUGGUUCAGACCAGGUUAACCCAGUGAGAUCCACUACAGGACACCGGCUUCCAGCUUCUGGAUAAAUUCACGCUUGAGAACAGGAGAGCAAUGUGACCCCUGGAUUAGAUGAGGACCAUGGGAGCUGUUAAUAUGGAUCUGAGAGUCGGCACGCUCUGAAUCAACUCUCAUUCAGGCACAAUGGUCCCCCUUCUGUUUUUGGUAGCAACCACAACAAUACCCUAUUCCUAUUCCAAUACCACUGCCAAUGACACCAACUCAAAAGCCUCUUCUCCAUUCUCAGGAGGAGAUAAAUCUCACAACCCCCAAAUCCUUCCCAUUGUGCUGGUUGUGUCCCUGCUGGUGCUCAUCUUCACACUGUUGGCCUGGUACAUCCUCAGGUCAAAAACCCAGAAACCAGCAGUCGUCACAACAGUUGACAAAAAAAUACCGAAUGGCAUUUUGGAAGAACAAGAGAUUGGCUACAGUUCUGAGUCGUUGUACACCGUUGUACCUCCAGAGCAACAGACGGUGGUCCUUCUGCCCAGGUCCCCCUCUGCCUCAAAGACCUACCUGCCCAUCCCAGUGGACCACCUGGAGGAGGAGUACCGGCUCCGCUCAGCUGAUGAUGGCAAACUCUUCAGGGAAGAGUAUAAUUCCUUGCCAGGGGGCAAUGCACAGGGGACGUAUGAAGAGGCAAACAAGGACGAGAACAAGGAGAAGAACAGAUACCCCAACAUCCUUCCCUAUGAUCAUUCCCGAGUGGUGCUGACUCAGUUGGAUGGGAACCCAUGUUCAGACUACAUCAAUGCAUCUUACGUAGAUGGUUACACAGAAAAGAACAAAUUUAUAGCUGCACAAGGACCAAAAGAAGAGACAGUAGCAGACUUUUGGAGGAUGAUUUGGGAGCAGAAAGUAGCAACGGUCGUCAUGCUGACGAAUCUGAAAGAAAGGAAAGAGGAUAAGUGUUACCAGUACUGGCCAGACCAGGGCUGCUGGACUUACGGGAACGUAAGGGUGGCAGUCGAGGACUUCACAGUCCUAGUAGACUACACAAUACGCAAGUUCUGUGUGCAACAUCAAGCCAGUGAUGCUGCUAAGACUCUCCGACCAGUCACACAGCUUCACUUCACCAGCUGGCCUGACUUUGGAGUCCCUUUCUCCCCCAUUGGCAUGCUCAAGUUCCUGAAAAAGGUCAAGGCUGUGAAUCCGCCGUUUUCUGGACCUAUUGUGGUCCACUGCAGUGCUGGUGUUGGGAGAACGGGAACCUUCAUCGUAAUCGACGGCAUGAUCGACAUGAUGCACGCGGAGCAGAUAGUUGAUGUGUUUGGGUUUGUCUCCAAGAUACGAGAGCAGCGCUCCCAGCUCAUCCAGACAGAUAUGCAGUACUCAUUCGUCUACCAGGCCUUGCUUGAAUACUACCUCUACGGAGACACAGAGCUGGAUGUGUCAUCUCUGGAAGGACAUCUGCACAAACUGCACAACACCUUUGCCGAUGGUGAUCGUGUGGGACUGGAGGAGGAGUUUAAAAAACUGACCAACAUGCGAAUAAUGAAGGAGAACAUGAGGACUGGGAAUCUUCCUGCAAACAUGAAAAAGAACAGAGUUCUACAAAUUAUUCCAUAUGAUUUCAAUAGAGUCAUUCUCUCCAUGAGAAGAGGCCAAGAGUUCACAGAUUACAUCAAUGCGUCUUUUAUAGAUGGAUACAGACAGAAGGACUACUUCAUUGCCACACAGGGCCCUCUUCCCCAUACUGUAGAGGAUUUCUGGAGAAUGGUGUGGGAAUGGAAAUGUCACUCCAUUGUAAUGCUUACUGAGCUCCAGGAGAGGGAGCAGGACAAAUGUUGCCAGUACUGGCCUACAGAGGACUCUGCUACCUAUGGAGACUACACUGUAGAGCUGAAGGGAGACACUUUGUGUGAAACCUUCAGUCUACGAGAUUUGGUACUCACCUUUGUGCCGGAGAAGCAGACAAGGACUAUCAGGCACUUCCACUUCCAUGGGUGGCCUGAGAUCGGCAUCCCGGCAGAGGGCAAAGGCAUGAUUGACAUCAUCGCCUCAGUGCAGAGACAGCAGCAGCAGUCUGGGAACCAUCCCAUAGCCGUACACUGCAGUGCUGGUGCAGGGCGAACAGGUACAUUCAUUGCACUGAGCAAUAUUUUGGAGCGAGUCAAAGCAGAAGGCCUGCUGGACGUGUUCCAAACCGUCAAGAGUUUACGCAUGCAGAGGCCUCAUAUGGUCCAAACUGUUGAACAGUAUGACUUCUGCUACAAGGUGGUACAAGACUUUGUUGACAUUUUCUCAGACUAUGCCAAUUUUAAAUAAAAUUUGCCUUAAACCUGGUUUUUAAAUGUUUUCUAAAGCCAAUUUUGCAGUUUUCAGUUUCGUUAACCUUGUCAAAUGACAUUCUAUUUUGCUAUGCACUUGUCCUACCAUUAACCCAAGUUGUUGUUCUGCUGUGAUGUAUGGCAUAUGUCGGAGGGUGAAAAUUGUAAAUGGAAGAAAAGUCAGAUUAAUGGUGUACAUUUUAAAAUGUGUAUUAAGCAUUGCUACAAAGAUGAUCUCUGAUUUGUUGUAUAAUAUUGUUUUAUAACAUUGUUUAAAUGUCUGGGUUUCAUUUUGAACUGAUAGUUUUUAAAAAAAUGUAGUUAUUGUAAAUGUAUUUAUGUAUUGACAUUCCUUGCUUGUGUUAAUGUUUAUUAUUUUUAUUAAUUAUAAAUUGUUCUUUACUGCUAACAUCUGAGAUUAGGAUAUUUUUUUUCUUCACGAUACUGUCAGAAAUGUUUGCAACAAUGACAGCCAUAUUGCAGAGAACAAAAGUCUGAGGUGGUGAUACUGAGCUUGAGUUUUAUAAAUUAAUUCAGUGAGCCAAUCCAGACAGACACAACCUGCCUUUUAUCUGUAUACAGCAAAAAGUACCAAGAAUCGCUGCACAUUACAAAAGCACAGGAGUAAAACUUUUUGCCAAGAACCUUUAAAACAGAAUGUUUUUUCUUUCCAAGUUUAAAUUAUUGCUAAUUAGUGCCAUAUUUAAGUCAUAAAAUAGAAAAGCACCAGGUUAAAAAGAAUGAUGCCUACAAGUUACCUAUGGAUGCAGAGUGCAGAAAAGUCUUAAUUUUAUGUUGCACAGUCAAAACACAAAAAUGUCAGCCAAGAGUUACAAACACGAUCCUUUGUCAGAUUCUUUGCCAAACUGGUUUACAAAAUAAAGAAUGGGAACGAGAAAAGACAGGAUGUAAAGUUUAAAUAAAUUUUUGAACAGAGUCUGAUCCAUCUGGUACUCAAACACCUCACAGUUUUAUUUUUGCUACAUGUAAAUACCACAUGACAAAGUGCUAACAUAGUGACCAGUACUGUAAAGUGAUUGGUCCAGUUUUGUAAACUACAUGUAUGUGACUGUGAGAUACAGACUGAAUAAAACAACAAGUCUAUGUUGCCAGGGCUUGAUUUCUGUUCAAAUGGUCCUUUUGAGGAAUAGUGAGGAGGGCUUGUUUAGCUCCAGCUCUUUGCCUUUGCUCUCUCGCUUUCUCUGUGGGUGGUCUAUCAUUUUUUGGACUGUCUGUGUCUUUAAAAUGCAAGUUGCAAUAUUAAAUUCAUCUAAAAAUG
Molecule: messenger RNA, 3904 nt
Organism: Poeciliopsis prolifica (blackstripe livebearer)
Lineage: Eukaryota; Metazoa; Chordata; Actinopteri; Cyprinodontiformes; Poeciliidae
Gene: ptprea
Product: protein tyrosine phosphatase receptor type Ea
Exons: 23
Coding region: 500-2623 (707 amino acids)
Biological process (GO): protein dephosphorylation
Molecular function (GO): protein tyrosine phosphatase activity
Source: RefSeq, a predicted model, not a curated record